GUACGUAUGUGGAAAGACAACUCUGCCGUGAUGCCAUCCUGCCCAUGCCUGUCGUCUGCGAGGUGCCUUGCCCAAAGGACUGUGUCCUGAGCCCCUGGACCCCCUGGUCUCUCUGCUCCCAUACCUGCUCUGGAAAAAACACGGAGGGAAAGCAGACCAGAGCUCGCUCCAUCCUCGCCUAUAACGCUGGAGAAGGUGGGAUCCUCUGUCCCAACAUCAGUGCACUGCAGGAGGUGAGGAACUGCAAUGACCACCCCUGCACUGUGUACCACUGGCAAACAUACCCUUGGGGGCAGUGCAUAGAGGACUCCUCCAUUCCGGCCACCAACACAUCUGUGAGCAGGACACACGGCGAUGACGCCUCCUGCUCAGUUGGGAUGCAAACCCGCAAGAUCAUCUGUGUCCGGGUCAACGUGGGCCAGGUUCCUCCCAAAAAGUGUCCAGAGAGUCUGCGCCCAGACACCGUCAGGCCGUGCUUGCUGCCGUGCAAGAGAGACUGUAUUGUGAGCCCGUACAGCGACUGGAGCCCCUGCCCAUCAACAUGUCGAGCAGGUGGUAACACUAAGAAGAAGCAGUAUAGGAAACGUAUUAUCAUCCAGUUACCAGCCAACGGGGGGCAAGACUGUCCAGAGGUGCUGAGCCAGGAGAGAGAGUGCGACGCUCCAUCUGUUUGUCAUGGUUACCGAUGGAAAACUCAUAAGUGGCGGCGAUGCCAGCUAGUUCCAUGGUCAGUUCGUCAGGACAGUCCUGGAGCUCAGGAGACAUGUGGGCCAGGGCUGCAGAUUCGAGCUGUUUCAUGUCGGAAGCAGGAUGGAGGGCAAGCAGACGUUGAAGCUUGUCUUAAGUUUGCCAGCUCCAUGCCUCCUCUCAUCCAGCACUGCCAGCUGCCCUGCCAGGAAAACUGUCAACUCAGCAUCUGGUCAAAGUUCUCCUCCUGCACUGCCGACUGCGUGGGUGUCAGGACACGCAAGAGGUUGCUAGUGGGGAAGAGCAAAAAGCGGGACCAGUGUAAAAACCACCAAAUGUAUCCCCUGAGUGAGACACAGUAUUGCCCAUGUAACAAAUACAAUGCCCAGCCUGUGGGUAACUGGUCAGACUGUAUCCUUCCUGAGAAUGGCCGUAUGGAGGGUCAACUCGGGAUGAAGGUCCAAGGUGACAUCAAGGAGUGUGGCCAAGGAUAUCGCUACCAGGCUAUGGUGUGUUAUGACCAGGACAACCGCAUAGUGGAGACCUCACGCUGCAACAGCCAUGGAUAUAUUGAGGAGGCUUGCAUAAUCCCAUGUCCAUCUGACUGCAAACUAAGUGAGUGGUCCAACUGGUCACGCUGCAGCAAGUCCUGCGGCAGUGGUGUCAAAGUUCGCUCCAAGUGGCUCAGAGAAAAGCCCUAUAAUGGUGGGAGACCAUGUCCUAAACUAGACCAUGUCAGCCAGGCUCAGGUGUAUGAGGUUGUGCCUUGCCUCAGCGACUGUGGGCAGUAUGUCUGGGUGGCAGAGCCCUGGAGUGUGUGGAAGGUGAGCAACGUGGAUGUCAAGGACAACUGUGGUGAAGGUGUUCAGACCAGGAAAGUCAGGUGUAUGCUGAACACUAUAGACGGACCCUCUGAGCAAGUGGAGGACUACCUGUGUGACCCAGAGGAGAUGCCACUGGGGGCCCGCAACAGCCGGCUUCCCUGUCCUGAAGAUUGCGUUUUAUCAGACUGGGGAACCUGGAGCUCAUGUGAACUGCCGUGCAGUGGGAACAGUACCCGUGAGAGGAGUGCUUUCCCACUCCGCCAGCCUGGAGAAGAGAAGGAGUGUCCCCCGACUACGGAGACAGAGCCCUGUAAACUCAACAGCAACUGCUUUCACUACUCUUACAACAUCACCGAUUGGAGUACCUGUCAGCUGAGUGACAGUGCGGUGUGUGGAAACGGCAUCAAAACCCGCAUGUUGGACUGUGUGCGUAGCGACAGUAAAUCAGUUGACCUCAAGUUCUGCAAAGAGUUGGGCCUGGAGAGGAAGUGGCAGAUGAAUGCUUCCUGUGUGGUGGAGUGCCCAGUCAACUGCCAGCUGUCAGACUGGUCUCCAUGGGCUGACUGUACUCACACCUGUGGGCUGACCGGCAAGCUGUGGAGAAGACGGACAGUGAUCCAGGCUCCUCAGGGUGACGGGAGACAGUGUCCAUCCCAGAUGGCGCAAUGGAAGCCUUGCCUAGUGAAGCCCUGCUACAGCUGGAGAUACAGCACCUGGUCUGAGUGCAAGUCUGAGGGGGCGAGGUGUGGGGAAGGCCUGCGCUUUAGGAACGUGUCAUGCUUUGUGUCGGACGGUUCCGGUGAGCAGGACAUCAGCCUGGUGGACGACGAGCUGUGCGGAGAUCUGGCGCCCUCGGUGGAUGGAGAUACACACAUUGUUCUACAGGAACCCUGCACUGUACCCUGUCCAGGAGAGUGCUACCUGAAGGACUGGACCGUUUGGAGUCCAUGCCAGCUAAGCUGCGUGAGUGGGGACGACCUGGGCUUCGGGUCAGUCCAGGUCCGGUCCAGAGCCGUGGUGGCCCAGGAUCCAGAGAACCUGCUGCAGUGUCCAGAGCAGGAGAUGGAGGCACGGCCAUGUACAGACGGCCAGUGCUUUGAAUACAAGUGGAAGACUGCACCAUGGAGAGGCUCAUCUCGCCAAGUCUGGUGUCAGCGCUCAGAUGGACUUAAUGUUACAGGUGGAUGCCCGGCAACUGCCAAACCCAUGGCCGACCGUUCCUGUGACCCGCCCUGCACCAAGCCACGUUCCCUCUGCACAGAGGUGAGUGACUACCAGGUGGGUGUGUGCGGCUGUGAAGAGGGCUACACCGAAGUGAUGGCGUCGGAUGGUCAGCUGGAUCAGUGUACUGUCAUCCCGGUGCUGGAGAUCCCUACCGCAGGUGACAACAGGGCUGAUGUGAAGACCAUCCGGGCCUUUAACCCCACCCAGCCUGCAGCCAGCACGCCCAGCAGGGUGGGACGCACCUGGUUCCUGCAGCCCUUUGGACCAGAUGGGAAGCUGAAGACCUGGGUGUAUGGAGUCGCAGCAGGAGCCUUUGUCCUGCUCGUCUUUAUAGUCUCCAUGACAUACCUAGCAUGCAAAAAGCCAAAGAAGCCUCAGCGACGGCAGAUGAACAACAGACUGAAGCCGCUGACUCUCGCCUACGACGGAGACGCUGAUAUGUAGAAGUCUUCCUGCUGACCGCACUGAGCUAAAGACGUUCGUCCUACUGCAGGGCACACGGGGUUGCUAUGGAAACCCCUUGAUGUCAGGGCUGCCGCUGGGCAUUGUUCAAACAACACGCAGACAUCCCGGGAACAUGAGUUUGACGUAAAAGAGAAACCUCAAAGAUCAAGACACUGAAUCCAUGUCCAUUAGCAGCCUUGAUAUUCCUGCCGUCGUCUUCUUUUUUUUUUUUAUUUCAAUUUUGAUACUUUCAGAAGAGCCUUCAUGAAUUCUUUGUCUUCUUUCGGAAGUCUGCCUUUGCUUCUGUUGCCAUCUACUACUGCCAGUAACAUCCGAACCACGGCUGUUGGAGAGGGUCACACGAAAAGAUUUUGCUCUAAAAGCACAAAUCCUCUUCUUGUUAAUUUUGCCUCAGCUGAGCGGGAUAAUCUCGGUCCCUUCUUUGUCCCAUUCGGAACAUUCAGAACCCACAGUGUUAUUAUGGCCUGGAUCCAUUUCAUGAGAAGAAAAGAUAAAACCAGAGGAGGAAAAAAAAGUGUAAUGAAUCCCAGAGCCGCCAUCACUUCUGCCUGCCUAUCCCUUCUCAGUCCUUCAGGCAUAAUUUUGCACUAUAUUAGUGCAGCAUGAUAUGUUCUUAUGUCUAGCUUCACCAUAGGAAACUGCCUCUCUCAAAACAAGAUGGUGUACAGUCUUGUGCUAGAAAUGUAAAAAAAGUAGACUUUUUUGCAAACAGAACUCACCAAUGUUUGUAAUAUUUUUCUUCUAUUACCUCUUGUAAGUGAUACGAUGGGACUCCAUGUAAAUAGAUUUCUUUUUUUUAAUUUUAUUUGUGGUCUCAACUUUACCUUUCUAGUAUGUACAGGUUCACGUCCCAAACUCUGCCUGAAUUCAUUUUAAUCUCUGACUGUGACUUCAGGAUUUUUACUUUUGUAAUUAAUGGAUAAACCUCACUGUUGUGGAUUCAGAGUGCAUGAGACACGUAGAAACUCCUUCCGUUACGAACCUCUGUAGCUGUGACAGGGGAAGAACAAAAGACACAUGGGUGGCAUCAAAUGCUCCAAGUACUGAGGUGAGGGCCUGUUACAUUUACAACAAUUAUAAACACAAUGACAAGAAUCAGUAAUAUGAGAUGAAUCAAUUCUGUUGUUUUUGAUUGUGACGUAAAUCUUCUUAAUUGUCUUUGCGAUCUCACUUUACUUCAAACUAAUUACUUCACAUGACGUGAUGCCCGAUCAUGUCAAACCUCGGUAACGACACUCAAGGAUGGAGGGAAAUGCCUUUCAUUGAAGAUUUGAUUCAUCUCCGAGAUCUCUUGUCUCCCAUGUCUUUCUGAAUAUGAUGAAUUGUGAUAACAGCUCACUCUUCUGGCCAGGGGCCGGACAAAAUGUGGGUUUUGGUCAGAUGUUAUCUUCAGGUUUUGUUCAAGUGUACACAGGCAACUGGAUUUUACUUGUUUUUCUUAAACGUUUCCCCUCUCAGCCAAAAGUCUUCUCCAGUGAAGUGAAAUGAAACAAGCAUGUGCAGUGAUCACUUGUACAACUCCUGUAGAUACAACGACCUGGAUGACAGAACUUUCACAGAUGUGUCUGUAAUUGUUAGUUUUGACAUCCACCACUUUGUUCUGUUUCAUCAUUUGAAGGCAGCUUCUACCGUACACCAAGUUAAUGGCUUAGUUAAAGGCUAAUACAUCAUUACUAACAAAAAAGUAAGUGGAACACCAUCUUCUGCAGACGUUUGGUUCUUGAUUCAUUUUAAAUCCACACUGGUCUUUAGGUAUUUGCUCAAUUCUGUCGAAUGUCACCUGCAGCAACAACAAACACUUCUCUGCCCUUAUUUUUGUGGAGGAGGUUCCUCCCUGUUCACAGCUACAGAAAAACUGUCUGAAAAAACCUUCAGCUCCGUCCCAUUCAGCUCCGUCUUACAGGUUUGACUCAUCCAUUCAUGUUUACUGAGACUCUUCAUUCAUGUGCUUCAGAGAGAGGAACAGUUGUGGCCUCGCUUUCCUAAAGAGCUUUCAGCCUGACUACAUCAGCCUGGGUGACCUUUAUAUUCCAUGAUCAAAUCCCAUGUAGGAGCUUUUCUACUGAUAAGAGCACAUUUCAGGAGGAAUCAUUACACGGGGACAUUUUGAUGUGAAAACUGAAACCAGACAGUGCUGCCUAACAUCACUGCCUGAUGAAAGCUCAAGGUCCAGUCACCCAAAGUGAACGUUGUAUUAUUUGUUAGUACUGAGGCAUCAUAUCGUUGCCAGAGAAUGGCAGUUUAAUAUUCUGUGGAAUUUGUUGCUAGUAAAUUAAUGGAAUGUUUAAUUUAUAUUUCUUGGAAUAUGAGUUGUAAAUAAAGUGCUAAAUAUUUCUUUUUUAUUAUUUAUUGUUCAUGUACCAUAAUAAUGUUUCAUUUUUUACUACACAAGAUGUUAUGGAUACAUACAACUAGAAAAAAAUGGAGGUGUGAAUGUGGGUGUGCUAAAAUGGAAAUUGAUAACCUUGUGAAAAAGUCGCAGAUAAAUCUGUCCUUUUCCUACUGUUUGUUUAUUUGUAUUUGACUAAUUGCUGAUAAUA
Molecule: messenger RNA, 5740 nt
Organism: Paralichthys olivaceus (Japanese flounder)
Lineage: Eukaryota; Metazoa; Chordata; Actinopteri; Pleuronectiformes; Paralichthyidae
Source: RefSeq, a predicted model, not a curated record